Molecule: messenger RNA, 1254 nt
Organism: Cavenderia fasciculata
Lineage: Eukaryota; Evosea; Eumycetozoa; Acytosteliales; Cavenderiaceae
Gene: cln3
Product: Batten's disease protein Cln3 family protein
Exons: 5
Coding region: 1-1254 (417 amino acids)
Cellular component (GO): membrane
Source: RefSeq, a predicted model, not a curated record
AUGGUGAGGUUAAAAUUUACACCAUAUGUUAGAAAUUGGAUAUGUUUCCAUUUUAUGGGAAACAUCAAUAACUUCUCUUACUGUGUAGUUAAUGCUGCUGGUCAAUCAUUGGCUGCUUAUUUCGAUAACUCAAAGAAUAUAGCUCUAGUUUUAUGGGCCAAUAUUGCCUUUGGUUUUGCUGCUAGAUUAUUAAACACUUUUGCAUUAGAAAAAGUUGGAUCAAAAUUAAAGAUUGCUAUUAAUUGCUUUAUUAUGGGUGGUGGAUUGGUUGGUGUUGCGUUAUCAUACUAUGUAAACUUUGCUUUUUGUAUUUCAAUGAUUGCAUUGAUUGGUAUUGCCAGUUCGUUUGGUGAGAGCGUUGUUUUAUCAUACCUCAAACUUUUCCCAUCUGAUAUUGUCAAUGGUUGGUCAUCUGGAACUGGUGUUGCAGGUGUCUCUGGAUCAUUGUUUUAUAUUGGAUUGGUAGCUGCUGGUUUAUCAAACUCUGUAAUCUUUUAUUGUAUUUUACCAACUGUUUUGGUAUACUUUGCAUUAUUCUUUUUCGGUUUAAAAGUUCCAACUGGAACCAAUGAAGCCAAUCCAUACACUCCAUUAAAGAGCGAAACAGAAGAUAUUGUCAAUCAAAAGAAACAGGAAAAGGAAACAUUAAUAGAGAAUGCUGAUGGAAUAGAUCAAAUCGUCGAACCAAUGCGUGGACCAAGCGGUGAAACCAAGCGUAACCGUUAUAUCAGAUGUGCCAAGUUGGUUUGGUGGAAUGCUAUCAAUCUCAUGCUCGUCUACUUUUUCGAAUACGUUGCUAGUGUUGGUGGUGCUGAUCUUGCAGUCAACAAAAAGAACUCUAAUGACUGGUUUGUCACCAACUCUUAUGCCAUUCUCAGUUUCUGUUAUCAAUUUGGUGUUUUGAUUUCUCGUUCAUCUUUACAACUUUUCAAAAUUCAUAGAAUCGGUAUCCUUACCGUUCUUCAAGGUAUUAAUAUGGUACUUUGGAUUGUUCAAGCUUAUUAUCGUAUGAUUGAAUCUGUUUGGGUAUUAUUUGCACUCAUGAUUUAUUGUGGUUUGCUUGGUGGUGCCUCCUAUGUAAAUGUAUUUUAUUUAAUUUUACACGACAAGAAGAUUCCAGAUGAAGAUAGAGAAGUUUGUAUCAACUAUGCUGCCUUGUUGGUUACUGUUGGUAUUACUCUUGCCAGUUGUUUUAUUCUCAUUAUGGAUCAUACUUUUCUUGCUUUCCAAGUUGCUGCUAAUCAAGCAAAAUAA